CACCAACGGGAGUUGCGUUUCACAAAGCGACAGAGCCGUUACCACAACUGUCGGCCGCCGGCCCCACUUCGCCUCGCCACGCCACGCCGCCGGGCCCGACCGUUACCGCGGCGACGCCGCUUAACCCCUCUCAGAACGGGUGCUUCCGGGUUUAGCAGCGCGCCCCGCCCUCUGAUUGGUGGAGCCGGCGGCGCGUGCGCGCGGGGCAUUACUGGGCGUUACUGGGCGCUGAGGCGGCGGGUCGCGAUGGCUGAGGUAGAAGAAACGCUGAAGCGAAUUCAGAGCCAGAAAGGAGUGCAGGGACUCAUUGUUGUUAAUCCUGGAGGUAUUCCUAUCAGAACCAAUAUGAACAAAACCAAAACCAGUCAGUAUGUUGGCCUACUGCAGGGCUUCGUCAUGAUGGCAAGGAGCAUCGUGCGCGACAUCGAUCCCCAAAAUGACCUCACCUUCCUGCGGAUCCGCUCCAAGAAAAAUGAAAUCAUGGUUGCUCCAGAAAAUGACUACCUCUUGAUUGUCAUCCAGAGUAGAAAGGAAUGAUUCCACUCACUGGAUCUGCUUUUUUCCCUUUGCCCUACUUUCUUUUUUUUAAUUUAAUGCUAAAGUGUAGAGCUCUGGUAUUAACUCUGUUGUGCCACUUCUGUGAUGUUUUGGAGGAACCAAAGCAGGUGUUCUUGUUGUCUGUAUGCUUUUGACACAUAGAAAAAAUGGCUUCUUUUGGGAUCACUCGUCAUUUUGAGAAGGAAAUGGUGAAUUAGAACCUGGUGACCUUGGCAGUGAAAAAAAGUAAAAUAAAAAUGCAACAGAUGCUUUUAAUAGUUGACAACAUAACACAGAAAACCCUAGUAACAUUCUACAAGAUUAUUCUCUGUACAUUUCCAUGAUCCUGUCGCCAUUAGUAGAGUUGAGCUCUUACACUGUUACUUUUGAAUGACUAAAUAUGAAACCUUCCUGUCCUGUUGUUCUCUCUUAUUUUAUGUUACUUGAAAAAGUCUGGUCAUAUUAAAUUUAAAAAGUGUCAUCA
Molecule: messenger RNA, 1021 nt
Organism: Lagopus muta (rock ptarmigan)
Lineage: Eukaryota; Metazoa; Chordata; Aves; Galliformes; Phasianidae
Product: dynein light chain roadblock-type 1-like
Exons: 4
Coding region: 247-537 (96 amino acids)
Biological process (GO): microtubule-based movement
Cellular component (GO): cytoplasm; cytoplasmic dynein complex; centrosome
Molecular function (GO): dynein intermediate chain binding
Source: RefSeq, a predicted model, not a curated record